CUGUGGCAAUGGGAACCAGAAGAUUCCGUCAUCCUGGAUACCAAAGCCAUCGGGGUGGACACCAUCCCCGACUUCCAAGGCGGCGACAAGGACAAGGUCACGCCUGAGACAUUCGUGAGAGCCGUCAACAUGCACCAGACGAUGCGCAAGCUCUCCGACACGCAAGCCGCGAGGAUGGCGCUGUGCCGCCUUCAAAAAGGCGUCGCCGGCGAAUGGACGACCAACCUCGCGCACGAUGGCAGCCCCGCACUGCACAACUGGCCGCUGCUGCGCCAAAAAUUUAACAAACGCUUCCGGCCAGGACCGACCUACUCUGCGAAAGCAGAGGCGCUGAGAAGUAUCGAUCAAGGCGACAUGUCCCCCAACGACUUCUGGGACAGGACUGGCACGAUUUUUAAUCAAACGUGCGACACCUUGAUCGACCUGCAGGACUCCCAGGGACGAAUUCAGUAUCAGGACUGCAGGGAGUACCUCAGAACGCUCUUUUUCGUCAUCGGGCUACAAAAAGAGAUCUGCGAUGUGGUCAUCCACGCUGGCGCCACCACUCCGGACGAGCUUCUGGAAGCGGCCAACCACGCAUGGAUCACCAAACAAAAGUCCAAGAAACUGGAAGUCGCGACGGCAGGUGUCGCCGCCAUCCAGAUCGACGACACUGGACAAGACGACGACAUCAACGUCAACAGUGUCCAGUUCCGCGGACGCGGCCAGAGAGGAGGCCGCAACCAGCGCAACUUCAGAGGAGGGCGCUCGGGUUUUGGGUCGCGCGGCGGCAACAACUCUGCUCCUCCACCACAACCCAACUCCUCCUCCUUCUCCUCCUCCUCCUCCUUUCCCGCCUACACGUGCUCGUUCUGCACUCGUAAAGGCCACCAAGAGCAUGAGUGUCGUACCAAGCAGAGUAUGAUGCGAGAAGCCGCGACCCGGGCCCAACAACGUGGAGGACGAGGACAACGCCGCGGCUACCAAGGUUACCGCGGAGGACAGCAAAUGUUCCAGCAAGGGUACGGCUUCCAGGGUCAAAUGCAGUACCAGCAGCAACAACAUCAAGCCACAUCUACAAACGCCAUUGAAACCCAGCCUACGGGGGGUCCCAGCAUUAUUGAGGCGCUGGAGCCUACUUUUACUCAUUCGCCAUGGAAAUAA
This is a messenger RNA of Paramuricea clavata, 1143 nucleotides long. Lineage: Eukaryota; Metazoa; Cnidaria; Anthozoa; Malacalcyonacea; Plexauridae. The record is from the annotation of a GenBank genome assembly.